AUGCAAAGUCUUGAUUUGCGCGGGGUUACUUAUCGUAUAGGUGACUAUGCUUAUUUCAGGCCUUCUCUAUCAGAGGUAACCCAGUACCAAAUCGGCCGUAUUACCAGGAUAUCAAGAGUUCCUCCAAAGUUGAGUGAUGACACUGUCUCUGCUUCUAGUUCGUUUACUGCUCCUAAACAAAAGAUAUUAGACUGUGGAACUUCUGACAUUAACUUUUCUUCUAUUGAAGAGCCUAUUGAUUCGAGUCCAGGCAAAGCACUAGAUUCCGAAUCCCAGACUAAUAACUUACCCCGACCUGUUAAUCAAGAAUCAGUCUCCACUGAAACCAGGGUUGGUUCGGGUGAAAGUUGCGACGCCGGCAUCGCGGAGUCUACCCACCGAGAAGCAACAGAAUCCGGUGGUCAGGUAGUAGAACGAGAACAAUCUGGUUCAUCUGUUAGCCCAACUGCUGGUAUCCCAUCAGAAGCAAUAAUUGCCUCCCAGGGAGUUGUUACAGAGGCAUCAGCGAAAGAAAAUGAGCAGGGUGAGAUUCAAGUGCGCCUUUCGCUUUACUGGCGGCCAAGCGAAGCCAAACCU
Protopolystoma xenopodis is the source of this 576-nucleotide messenger RNA. Lineage: Eukaryota; Metazoa; Platyhelminthes; Monogenea; Polystomatidea; Polystomatidae. The record is from the annotation of a GenBank genome assembly.